CUAUAUUAUAUUAACAUGUCUUCCAUCUUCUCCAAACUUCUCUCCAUCACUACCAUCUCUUACUGAGUAUCGUUCAAACUUCAAUGAAACCAGUCAGCAUGGAAGAGCUGCCAUUGAAGAGACCCAAGCUUCAGCAAAUGCUCCAGAGUGUUGUUCAGAACUUCGGGUGGACUUACAGCCUCUUCUGGAAGCUCUGCCCGCAGCAAGGGUUGUUGGUGUGGGGGGAUGGGCACUACAACGGUUCGAUAAAGACGAGGAAGACAGUGCAGACGACGGCGGUGAGCCAAGAUCAGAUGUCGCAGAGUGAGAGGAGUGAACAGUUGAAGGAGCUGUAUCAGUUCCUCGCUGCCGAUGGAGAUGGUGGCGAGCGCCGCCGUCCAGGCCUUGCUCUUUCGCCUGAGGAUUUAACUGAGUGCGAAUGGUUCUAUCUCAUGUGCAUUUCCUUUUCCUUUGCUCCUGGUUGUGGGCUUCCAGGGAAGGCAUUCGAAACCCAAAAUAGCAUUUGGCUUACAAGAGCAAAUGAUACUAACAGCAAAGUGUUCUCAAGAACUAUUCUUGCCAAGAGCGCAGGCAUUCAGACAGUUGUGUGCAUACCGUUAACUAAUGGCGUUCUUGAGCUUGGAACAGAAGAAAUGGUCGAAGAAGACGCAACACUCACACAGCAAGCAAGGAAUAUAUUUGCUGAUAUUCACAUCAACUCACCUGCACCAGCUCGCUCAGAGCAAUCUACAUCGAGCCCUGCAUUGGAAUGUGAAAACUUGCCCAUGGCUUAUGGCAUGGAUGAUCUCUGCCAACUAUGUGAAGAAGUGGAUAAUAAAAAAGAAGAUAGCAAUAAUGAUAAGAAUCCUGACUGUGAAAUUACGAAGGCAUAUUCAGAAUCGGAGCUUGAAAUUGGAAGAAUGAUUGUUACAAACAUGUCCAUGACUGAUCAGUCUGAGAGCAUCAAGUUUGGUUUUGCUGACAAUGGCAUUAUUGACUCGGAGAGGUCUCAGCUAAAGAAUCCGGAAGUAGCUCAUAAAUACAGCAGUGUUCAUUCUCUUGAACAAGAUGAUAAAGAGUCAUAUUUAGCUUGGUACCUUUUGCAAGAUGGUUCAUGUAAUGACCUUCAACAUUCACCAGAUAGCAUGCCGGUUACUGAGUUACCUCCACAAGAUGUUCAUUACUCACAAACCGUUGCUACCAUACUGCACGAUAAUAUUAGCGAUUUCUCAGAGGGGAGCUUUAUCAGCCAACUUAGCCUCUCAGAUACCUCAUCAUUCUCCAAGUGGUUUUGUGAAAAUCAAAUCUUUUCAAAGACCGGAGCCUCCCAGUGGAAACUGAAAUACAUCCUCUUCAUCCUUCCUACUAUACACAAUAAAAAAUAUCUAAAUUCUGUUCACUUGAAAGGUAAAGAGAGUGGAGGCUGGAAGGGAAUACUUCAGGAUGAAACAAAUGGAAAUCAUGUCCUUGCAGAACGAAGAAGAAGAGAGAAGUUGAACAAAAGGUUCAUGAUUCUUCGUGCAUUGGUUCCUUGUGUGACAAAGAUGGAUAAGGCUUCAAUCUUAGCAGAUACAAUCGAAUAUGUCAGACACCUAACACUACGUAUACACGAACUUGAAUUACAAAACCAGAAAAUAUCAAACUUGUUGGGUUCAAAAGUAUCAGAUUCCCACAAUCAAAUAACGUCGCAAAGCGAGAGAUUGGAGACAAACUGUAGCACACUUUCAGCAAGUAUCACUCAGGGUAAACAGGAACUAGCACAUUUGCCAGAGGCAAAGAAGCGCAGAACAAUACAAAUUACAAAUAACAUUGAGGAAGCAACAAAAGCAAUGGAUGAUACCACCAUUAGCAUUCAAGCUUCCAUAAUUGAGUCCAUUGCCGUAUUAGAAUUGCAGUGCCCUUACAAGAAUGGAAUACUUCUCAAGAUUAUGCAGAAACUCGACGAGCUCAACUUGGAGAUCACUUCUAUCAACUCUGCAAUGGUUAAUGGCAAUUUCAUUGCAGAAUUUAAAGCAAAGAUCAAAGGACCCUAUGGAAGGAGAGCCAACGUUGAAGAAAUAAAAAGGACAAUUCAUGAACUCUUAUCCCAUUAAUAGUUCUAAGAAAUGUAUACGGGACUUGAUAGAAGAGGAUCUUUAGAAGCUUCUUACUACUAACUUCCUUCAGUAUAGAUGCUCGUCUCAAACGUUUAUGAUAAAGGAAAUUUUUGCUGCCUUUGUUGAGCC
Dendrobium catenatum is the source of this 2204-nucleotide messenger RNA. RefSeq names its product basic helix-loop-helix protein A. Lineage: Eukaryota; Viridiplantae; Streptophyta; Magnoliopsida; Asparagales; Orchidaceae. The record is from RefSeq and is a predicted model, not a curated record. Bases 84 to 2072 code for a protein of 662 amino acids. The transcript is spliced from 9 exons. Gene Ontology annotation, molecular function: protein dimerization activity.